This is a messenger RNA of Nicotiana attenuata, 1137 nucleotides long. RefSeq lists its product as uncharacterized. Lineage: Eukaryota; Viridiplantae; Streptophyta; Magnoliopsida; Solanales; Solanaceae. The transcript has 2 exons. The record is from RefSeq and is a predicted model, not a curated record. The coding region runs from base 1 to 1137 and encodes 378 amino acids.
AUGAGGAAGUCUACAAAGAAAUCCUUGUAUGGUUUGAGACAAGCUUCUCGGCAAUGGUAUGCAAAGCCAUCUCAGUCUCUUUGUUCUAGAGGGUACACUCAUUCUUUGAAUGACUAUUCAUUAUUUUUCAAAAGAACUGCUGCUUCCUCUGUUUUCAUUGUUGUCUAUGCGAAUGAUAUCAUCCUCACUGGAAAUGAUAUAGCUGAAAUUACUGCCUUAAAGAGUUUUCUGGAUGCUGAAUUUAAGAUCAAGGAUUUGGGCCACCUUAACUAUUUUCUUGGCAUUGAGGGGCUUUAUCAUUCAUCAUGGGUUCUUCUACACCAAAGAAGAUUUAUCUCUGACCUAUUGACUGAGUUUAAGUGUUCAGAUGUCUCUCCUGUUGUGUGUCCUCUUGCUUUGUCCACCAAGUUACAUUCUGAGGCUGGGGAUGUCUUGCCUAGGCCUGAUACUUAUCGGAGCUUUAUUGGUAAACUCAAUUUUCUCACUCAUACUAGGCUCGAUUUAUUUUUUGCUGUGCAACAUCUUAGUCAAUUUCUUAAGACCCCUCGAGUUCCUCAUAUGGAAGCUGCAUUAUAUGUUUUAAGGUACUUAAAGGGUACUCCUGAUAUUGGUGUUUUUUUGAACAAUUCUUCUAAUCUUUCUCUCCAUGGCUACUGUGAUAGUGAUUUGGCAGCAUGCCCUGAUACUCGCAAGUAUGUUACUGGUCUCUGUGUUUCUUUUGGAGGUAGUUUAAUAAGCUGGAAGUCUAAGAAACAGCAGGUGGUGUCUCUCUCUUCCGCUGAAGCAGAAUACAAGGCCCUAAGUAAAUUUGGGGCUGAAUUGUCUUGGUUGGCUCGUUUGUUUUCUGAUCUAGGUAUGCCUCUAUCAGCACCUAUACCUGUUAUUUGUGACAGUAUGGCUGCGAUUCAUAUUGCUAAGAAUCCGGUAUUUCACGAGCGCACCAAACACAUUGAGCUCGAUGGCCAUUUCAUUCGCACUAAGUUGGCUGAUGGUUUAAUAUCUUUAAGUCACAUUCAUACUGCUUCCCAGCCAGCUGAUGUAUUCACUAAGUCUCUUGCAGAUGUUUACAAUCCGUUAAAAGCUCGCACUUUCCAUGCCACUACGUUAAACAUUUGGCCCAUCUAUGCCAUUAUUUGA